CGCGCAGACUCCGCCGUCGCCGCGCGCAGUCUCAGUGAUGCAACGCGCCCCCGUCUGGCCCCGCCCAGGGCCUCCCAGACGUGCUGCGCGCCGACCCUCAGUUCGCGCCGCGUACCGUUGUCUGACCUCAGCCGCCGCCGCCGCCGGUGACAUGCUGCAAAAGCCGAGGAGCCGGGGCCGCCCUAGCGCCAAGGCCGAGAGGGAAAGGGACUGGGGCCGCGGCGUCGCCGAGGAGGCCCCGAGCACCUCUCGCGAGGCGGGCGGCUCGCAGGAGGCCCGCCGCACGCCGUCGCGGGGCGCCCCCCGGGCCGAGCCCUCCCCCGAGGUGGGGCCCCGGUCCCAACAGCAGCUGGAGCUGAAGGUGGCCGAGCUGGUGCAGUUCUUGCUGAUCAAGGACCAGAAGAAGAUCCCGAUCAAGCGCGCCGACAUCCUGAAGCACGUCAUCGGGGACUACAAGGACAUCUUCCAGGACCUCCUCACCCUGGCCGCCGAACGCCUCGAGUACGUCUUCGGGUACAAGCUGGUGGAGCUGGAACCCAAGAGCAACACCUACAUCCUGAUCAACACCCUGGAGCCUGUGGAGGAGGAUGCGGAGGUGAGAGGCGACCAGGGCACGCCCACCACCGGCCUCCUGAUGAUUGUGUUGGGGCUCAUCUUUAUGAAGGGCAACGCCAUCAAGGAGACCGAAGUCUGGGACUUCCUGCGUCGCCUGGGGGUGUAUCCCACAAAGAAGCAUUUAGUUUUUGGGGAUCCCAAGAAACUCAUUACCGAAGAGUUUGUGCGGCAGCGUUACCUGGAGUACCGGCGGAUACCCCACACCGACCCCGUAGACUACGAACUGCAGUGGGGCCCGCGAACCAACCUGGAAACCAGCAAGAUGAAAGUUCUGAAGUUUGUGGCCAAAGUUCAUAAUCAAGACCCCAAGGACUGGCCCGUGCAGUACUGUGAGGCCCUAGCAGAUGAGGAGGCCAGGGCCAGACCUGAGACCGGCGGUCCAGCCGCCUCCUCUUGAAAUCAGAGUCCCGGGAACUUUGGGGGAAGGGUCAAGGCAGUGGUCCAGAGGGGUGGGGGUGGGAGCAAGCGUAUUUCUGUAACGCUUAAACGUGUGUAACUUUAGAUUGUGCUUGCAAACUUGUUCUUUUAGUAUUACCUGUUAUCUGGUUCCAAAUUUUCAUUUAUAAAAAUGUUAGGAGGGCUUACUUUGUUUUACUGUCUUUUUUUUUUUUGGUAUAAAAAUUCUGCUAGCUUUAUACAACCAAUUGGAGAACUUAAAACUAUGAUGUGAAACAGGUAUUUAAGAACAUCAGUAAAUUGCUUUGAUACCAAGAAAAAAGUGAAGUGACUAUCACCUGGCCUCAGCUACCCCAGUUUGUAAGGAAAAACAAAUGUCUUUGUAAAUUAAAAAUAAAAAUGUAAUUGCCUAUAAGCUUUUUUAUAUUGCAGCUGUUUUAUAUUUAUAUAUUUUUUACCUGUGUAAGUGUUACACAUCGUUCUAAGCAAUGUACAUGUUGUAUUUUCUCUGAAUUGACAAUUUUUUUUACAUUCGUAGUUAAUCAGCUCUGUGGCUGAUUGUUUAGUUACAUUUAGUUUUUUUUUUCUUUUUUGCUACUGUAGUUAUAAUAAAUACUGUGUCUUUGAAACAGUCAA
Molecule: messenger RNA, 1647 nt
Organism: Manis pentadactyla (Chinese pangolin)
Lineage: Eukaryota; Metazoa; Chordata; Mammalia; Pholidota; Manidae
Gene: NSMCE3
Product: NSE3 homolog, SMC5-SMC6 complex component
Exons: 1
Coding region: 38-1012 (324 amino acids)
Biological process (GO): negative regulation of transcription by RNA polymerase II
Cellular component (GO): nucleus
Source: RefSeq, a predicted model, not a curated record